AUGGAGCAAUCAGAUUCAAAACACGAAAAAGAACAAGUAGAUAAAGGAGAUGAUCUUAGAUCCGACGAUCAAUUUGAAAUAGCGAUUAAAUACUCUGACAACGCCAUAAAAAUUGCAAAAGAACGUGGAGAUACAUCGAAAGAAACAUAUGCAUUACUUGACAAAGGAUUUGCUUACGCAACGAACAAUCAGUUUGAAGCUGCAAUCGAAAACUUCCAGAAAGCAUUGAAACUCGCAAAGGAUAACGAAUAUAAACAACUUGAAACAAAGGCAUUAGUUUGGUUGGGAGAGAUGCUUACAGAGGCAAAAAACAGUUUCCAACAGCAAUCGAAUACUUUAAGAAAGCCUUGAAAAUUGCCAGAAAGCAUGAAAAUAAAUACCAAGAAACCGAGGCAUUACUUGGGUUAGGAGAUGCUUAUAGAGGCACAUUUAAGUUUCAAAAAGCAAUUAAAGACUUUAACAAAGCCUUGGAAAUUGCCCAAAAGCAUGGAAAUAAAUACCAAGAAACAGAGGCAUUACUUGGGUUAGGAGAUGUUUAUAGAGGAACCAAUCAGUUUCAAAAGGCAAUUCAAGAUACUAAGAAAGGUUUGGAAAUUGCAAAUGAGAAUGAAUAUAGACAACUAAAAACAAGGGCGUUGCUUGGGUUAGGAGAUGCUAAUAGAAGCAACAAUCAGGUUCGAACGGCAGUGGAAAAGUUAGAGGAAGGGUUGGAAGUGGCAAUGAAGGAUAAUGAUAAACAACAGGAAAUAAGAGCAUUAGUGGGCUUAGCACGUGGUCAUAGAGUGAAAAAUGAGUUUGAAAAGGCAAUUGGAUACUUUGACAAUGCUGUGGAAAUUGCAAAAAAAUAUGGAGACAAAUACCAAAAAACAGAGGCAUUACUUGGGUUAGGAGAUGCUUACAGAGCGAACAGUGAUUUUGAAACGGCAGUUAAAUACCUGGGGGAAGCAUUGGAACUGGCAAAAACACAUGAGUAUAAACAAUUGGAGACAAUGGCAUUAAUUGGGUUAGGACGUGUUUACAGAGGGAAGUGUGAGUUUCCAAUAGCAAUUAAAUACCUUGAGGAAGCUUUGGAAAUUUCAAAGGAGCAAGAAGAUAAACAACAGGAAAUUAGUGCAUUACUGGUCUUGGCGCAAGUUAAUAUAUCGAAAAAAAUGGGGGGAAAUGCAAUUAAAUACUGUAAGAAAAGCUUGAAGAUUGCCAAACGACGAAAAUAUACACAACGAAAACAAGAGGCAUUACUUUGCUUGAGAGAUGCUUAUACGUUGAACAAACAGCCUCAAAAGGCUUUACGAUGCUCUCAAGAAGCGUUGCGUAUUGGAGAAGUUCGAGAAGAUAGAUCUCCAGAAAAUAUCGGUAAGCUUAUUGUACCGCUGCUUUCUUUACCUCAUUCAAUCCUGUCCAGACUGGGGAGUGGAGAGGGGGGUGGAAACUUCCCGCACUGAUUUUAAAAGUUCAUAUCUGCUAAACGAUUGGUCUAAAAUUUGUUGACUUUUCCAAAAUAUUUAAGGGCCUUGUGUAUGGAAACUUGGUGAAAAAAUUCUGAUAAACGCUCUCUCCCAACAAGCGAAAUCAUUUAUUAAAGUAUACGCUGGUUGAAUUAUUAUCGUUGGGGUUCAUGAGUAGUGGAGUGCAAGCUAUAUGAGAGAAGUUGUGUUUUCGCAAGUUUUUACUGUCGUAUGUAAGGCUAUUAAUUCUCGCAUUCUCUAUAAACGCUCCCUCCCGUAAAAGUACGAAAUGUAAUAAAUGCCUAAAGCGUUUAUUGGAAGGAAAUACCUUAUUGUAAUUAGCGUUAUCCCUUUAAAGUAAAGUAUGCAACUAUUCCAUUUAAGUAAAGUUUUUAUACCUGAUAUCUAUGGGAAGCUGUACUCGACGAAUCUUGUAUUUAACUGUAUUUUUAAUCUUCACGUUCAGAUACAGUUCAAACAUUAAAUACCUCAGACGUUGCUCAACGUGAAAAUGAUGAUGAGAACGAAGCUACCACUGCAGUAAAAGAAUCAGACUCGGGAUGUUCUUACAAAAAUGAAUGUAAAGACCAAC
This is a messenger RNA of Paramuricea clavata, 2037 nucleotides long. Lineage: Eukaryota; Metazoa; Cnidaria; Anthozoa; Malacalcyonacea; Plexauridae. The record is from the annotation of a GenBank genome assembly.